UUACACUUUAGAACAACCUAAAACAUCAUUAUUUUUUUAAUUUUGAAUGUUCAAAGAAUUGCCAAUGUCUUUACCAAUUAAUAUUCUUUACCUCUUUCUCGCCCUUUUUGCCACUGCAACUUCAAGAAUUGACGAGCCAUCAGCCUAUGAAGAGCUAAAGCGUUAUGAUUUCCCAAUAGGGAUUCUACCAAAAGGUGUAAAAGACUACAAAUUAAACGCAAAAACCGGUGAAUUUUCAGCUUAUCUUAAUUCAACAUGCAGCUUCAAAUUGGUAAACUCGUAUCUACUAAAUUACAAGCCUGUUAUAAAAGGUGUUAUAUCAAAAGGAAGGCUUAGGAAAUUGAGUGGUGUAAGUGUUAAGGUUGUGUUGUUAUGGCUUAACAUCGUUGAAGUUAAACGUAAAGGUAACAAUCUUGAGUUCUCAGUUGGGUUAACGUCGGCUAUUUUUCCAAUUGAAAAUUUUGAGGAAUGUCCACAGUGUGGGUGUGGAUUGGAUUGUGAUAAUGAGGGUGACAAUCUUGUGUCUUCUUUCUAGAUUAGGUACUUAGGUCUUUGAUGAAGGUAAUUGGAUUUUUGUUUUCCAAUUAUGUUUUUGUUUUUCUAAGUUGUUUGUUUCAUUGUAGUGGAAUCCUUUUUUCAAUAUCUAUGGUACUUGAGGCCAAUUUGUAC
This is a messenger RNA of Capsicum annuum, 669 nucleotides long. RefSeq lists its product as uncharacterized. The transcript has a single exon. The record is from RefSeq and is a predicted model, not a curated record. The coding region runs from base 47 to 535 and encodes 162 amino acids. Lineage: Eukaryota; Viridiplantae; Streptophyta; Magnoliopsida; Solanales; Solanaceae.